AUGAAACAUCAUGAAGAGCUUGAAACUAUCUACAUCCUUCACUUUAAGGUUUGCAAAAGUAUUUGUCAUGAAGAGUUCUCUAUGAUGGAUUGCAAAAUCAAAAGAUUAUUUGAAUUUAAGCAAUUAGGAUUCGUGUGUUCAUUUGUGUACAAAAUCUCACUAAAAAAAGGUUCAAAAUGGAGUUGGACAUCAGCACUAAUCGGCGCAGCCUCCGCCGUAGCGGCCACCUCCAUCCUCUCCGCCAAACCGAAAGACCCGACCUUCCACCUCAUCUCCAUCAACUUCACUUCCCUAAAACCCAGCCUCCCCGCCAUCGACGCUGAGGUUCUCCUCACCAUCCACGUCACCAACCCCAACAUAGCCCCAAUCAACUACUCCUCAACCACCAUGUCAAUCUUCUACGAAGGCUCCCUCCUCGGCUCCGCUCCGGUUCAAGCCGGCUCGCAGCCGCCAAGGUCCUGCCAGCUCCUCCGACUCCCCGCAAGGCUUAAGGCAAGGAAGCUGGCGAAACACGCCGGGAGAGUGGUGGCGGAUGUGGCGAAGCGGGAGAUGAUACUCGAUGCGGCGGUUGAUAUUGCUGGCACCGCUAGAGUUUUGUGGUGGGACCAUAAUUUUAAAGUUCGUGUGAAUAGUCAUGUUACGGUGGAUCCUGUUUUUCUUGAUGUUAUUGAUCAGGAAAGUACUGCUCAACUUGAACUCUUUGCUUCAGACGAUGAGUUGGAAGGUGAAGGUGAAGGUGAAGAUGAAACCGAAGCAAAAGUUGAAGAGUGAUCAACAUGUCACCUUAGUGUUAUGUUGGUGGGUCUUAUUGGCUUUAGUUUAUUUAUUUGGAACAUUUUAGGUUCGACUUUUAAAUUAUGUGACAUUUGAGGGUUGUAUUUUUAUUUGUUGAUUAUUAUUUAGCUUUUGUAGUUGAUUAACUGCCUUUUCAUUUCUAAUUUUUUAAUUAAACCAAA
This is a messenger RNA of Vicia villosa (hairy vetch), 956 nucleotides long. RefSeq lists its product as uncharacterized. The transcript has 3 exons. Lineage: Eukaryota; Viridiplantae; Streptophyta; Magnoliopsida; Fabales; Fabaceae. Gene Ontology annotation, cellular component: plasma membrane. The record is from RefSeq and is a predicted model, not a curated record. Gene Ontology annotation, biological process: response to desiccation. Bases 1 to 771 code for a protein of 256 amino acids.